This is a messenger RNA of Strongylocentrotus purpuratus (purple sea urchin), 2237 nucleotides long. Its product is annotated as major facilitator superfamily domain-containing protein 10. Gene Ontology annotation, molecular function: transmembrane transporter activity. Gene Ontology annotation, cellular component: brush border membrane. Bases 118 to 1524 code for a protein of 468 amino acids. The transcript has 14 exons. The record is from RefSeq and is a predicted model, not a curated record. NCBI's taxonomy places the organism in Eukaryota, Metazoa, Echinodermata, Echinoidea, Camarodonta, Strongylocentrotidae. Gene Ontology annotation, biological process: transmembrane transport.
AGGAGAAACUUUUGGACAGCUUCUUCACGAUAUAAACACAAACUUGACAGUUGGAAAAGCCCACAGCAGAUUUCCCAUAAUUUGCAAGAACAAAAGGACAGUAACCCAGACUUCAUUAUGGUGUCCACCAGAAGAACAUCAUAUCCUGAACCGGCUGAAGUCGGCGACCAGCCGGAGGGAGGGUCAGAGACCAAGAACUCGAAAACUCAUGGCAUGGUUCGCAUUAUCUUCAUCUCGUUGGUCCUGGAUCUUUUGGCUUUCACAAUGAUCCUACCACUCUUCCCAACCUUGCUUGAUUAUUAUGGACGACAUGAUGAGAGUGGAUUGUACGCAUCAUUACAUCACAGUGUAGAUCAGUUUAGGGAGGUUCUACAAAUUCCUGACACCAAAAAAUACAAUUCAGUUCUUUUUGGAGGAGUACUUGGGUCCCUCUUCUCACUUUUACAAUUUGUUACGAGUCCUGUGAUCGGAGCUGCAUCCGAUGUCUAUGGGAGGCGGUCAGUCAUGCUCGUUACCAUGGUUGGCAUUGCUUUAUCCUACGUUCUAUGGGCGAUGUCGUACAACUUUGGAAUCUUUGUGUUAGCGAGGAUUGUAGGUGGAAUCUUCAAGGGUAACGUCAGUCUAAGUACGACCAUAGUGACUGACAUCUCCACAACCAAGAACAGAGGGAAAGGCAUGGCUAUGAUUGGUCUUGCAUUCUCCGUCGGUUUCAUCGUCGGUCCCAUGAUUGGGGCUUACUUCGCCACCAAAGGAGGGCUCUUCGCCGAUGGGGCGUGGGCAGUCACACCCGCUCUGCUAGCCCUGACCCUAUCCAUAGCCGAUCUCCUCUUUGUCUUCGCCUUCCUCAAGGAAACACUCCCACAGGAAAAGAGGGCCCCAUCAAUGGGAAACAGCUUUCAAGAAAGACAGAACCUUAUCAACCCAUUCAGUCUCUUUAGAUUUUCAGCUGUCAAAAACACAAACACAAAAGAGAUGCAGAUUUUACAACAGCUUGGGCUGAGUUAUUUCCUCUAUCUCUUCUUAUUCUCUGGACUGGAGUUUACGCUUACAUUCCUGGUUCAUAUACGAUUCCAGUACACUAGUAUGCAACAGGGAAAAAUGUUUGUCUUCAUGGGGCUUAUAAUGGCUGCAUUGCAAGGUGGCUAUGUACGUAGAAUAAAACCAGGACAAGAAAAGCGAGUUGCACUAACUGGAAUGCUGAUUUUGAUACCAGCCUUUGUCAUCAUUGCCUUUUCAUCAGGGUCGUUCCUAUAUUACCUGGGACUUGCCCUGUUUUCAAUAGCAUCUGGAACUGUUGUGCCUUGUAUGACGACCAUUGUCACUAUGUAUGGCCCUGAGGACCAGAAAGGUACAAUCAUGGGCAUCUUCAGGUCACUGGGGGCGCUCUCCAGGGCCUUCGGACCAGCAGCAGCUUCUGCAGUGUACUGGGGAGCUGGAGCCGGUGUCUGCUACAUCUGGGGAGCUGUCCUCAUGGUGUUCCCCAUCUACAUACUCACAAGAGUUAUCCCUGCAAAGACACAGUGAUCUUCCCCUAGAUGUGCCACGCCCAUCUACCCCACUUUAAGAGCCACACCUUUCCUCCCAUCACUCCAAAGACCAAGUCAUCUCAGCCAAUGUGCCAUGCCCAUCUACCCCUCUACAAGAGCCACGCCCUUUCCUCCCGUCACUGCAAAAACCCAGUGAUCUCAGCCAAUGUGCCACGCCCAUCUACCCCACUACAAGAGCCACACCUUUCCUCCCAUCCCUGCAAAGACCCAGUGAUCUCAGCCAAUGUGCCAUGCCCAUCUACCCUUCUACAAGAGCCACAUCCUUUCCUCCAAUCAUAUUGUAAUGUAUCUGAUCAUGGUAUUAAGUUAGCCCUACUCGAGCUUUCAACAGACUAAAUGUGAAGUGAAGAAAAAAAAAUUGAUGUCAAUUUAUUUUGAGAAACUUGGUGAUGUAAGGAACACCUACAUGUAAUAGUCAGCUACCUUAAAGUCCAUGCAGUUGUAUCCUUUGGUGUGCAGUGUGCUUUACAAAACCUGUAGGAAACUCUAAGCUGGGUCUUAAAAACAAAUCAUAGCUGUUCUUAGAUUUGCACAAAAGCAGUCUUUUCUUAUUUAUUUAGGAAGUACAUGUGUCAGUUCUUUUCUGCAAAUUCACUCCUGUGCAAUGAAAACAGCAGAAUCGGCACUAGAGUUAUAUUUUUGUGUGUCGCAAAAAGUACUAAAUUUCAGCGCAUUGUGUGUGAAACACUG